This is a messenger RNA of Stegodyphus dumicola, 1665 nucleotides long. Its product is annotated as polypeptide N-acetylgalactosaminyltransferase 2-like. Gene Ontology annotation, biological process: protein O-linked glycosylation. Gene Ontology annotation, cellular component: Golgi apparatus. Gene Ontology annotation, molecular function: polypeptide N-acetylgalactosaminyltransferase activity. The record is from RefSeq and is a predicted model, not a curated record. NCBI's taxonomy places the organism in Eukaryota, Metazoa, Arthropoda, Arachnida, Araneae, Eresidae.
AUGAUGCGACUGAGAUUGAGGUAUUUAAUUUUACUUCUAAGUAUUGCAACUUUUACUGUCUACUUCACUGUUUUUCUGCCACCUCCAAAGCCUGCCAACAAAGCUUUAAGAUUAAAAGUAACUCAUGAAGAUAAAAGCUUAACUCUUAACUUAAAGGAUGAUAAUCCUUUACAAAUUGAAUGGCAGUAUUUUGAUGAGAAGAAAUAUAUUAGUAAAACUCUAAUAAAUCCAGGUGAAAACCCUUAUUCUCGUAACAAAUUUAAUCAAGCUGCUAGUGAUAAAAUACUGAGUAAUCGAGAGAUUCCUGACACAAGACAUGAUGAAUGUUUUUCUCGUUCAUUCAGAAAAGACCUUCCAUCAACUAGCGUUAUUAUUACUUUCCAUAAUGAAGCUCGUUCAGCUUUGUUGCGGACUAUUGUGAGUGUUCUUAACAGAAGCCCUGAACAUUUGAUUAAAGAAAUCAUUUUAGUUGAUGAUUUUAGUGAUGAUCCAUCAGAUGCAUCUGAACUCGCAAGUAUACAAAAAGUUGUAGUGCUUCGUAAUGAUAAACGUGAAGGAUUAGUUAGAUCAAGGGUUAGAGGAGCAGAUGCUGCCAAAGGAAAAGUUCUAACAUUUUUAGAUAGCCAUUGUGAAUGCAAUGUAAAUUGGCUAGAACCUUUGCUCGAGAGAAUUGUAGAAGAUUCUACAAGAGUAGUAUGUCCUGUCAUAGAUGUUAUUAAUAUGGAUGAUUUUAAAUAUUUUGGUGCUUCAGCUGAUUUGAGAGGAGGCUUUGAAUGGAAUUUAGUAUUUAAAUGGGAGUUCCUUUCAGUUCAGGAAAGACAGCAGCGUGCAUCAGAUCCAACUGCAGCUAUAAAAACCCCUAUGAUUGCCGGGGGUCUGUUUUGUAUUGAUAAAGAUUAUUUUCAAAAAAUGGGAAAGUAUGAUGAAAUGAUGGAUAUAUGGGGUGGAGAAAACCUUGAAAUAUCAUUUAGAAUAUGGCAAUGUGGAGGAAGCUUAGAAAUUAUUCCUUGUAGCAGAGUUGGGCAUGUUUUUCGUAAGCAACAUCCGUAUUCAUUUCCUGGUGGUAGUGGCAAUGUAUUUGCUCGAAAUACUAAAAGAGCAGCCGAAGUGUGGAUGGAUGAAUAUAAGAAUUAUUAUUAUGAUGCAGUACCUGUUGCAAAAAACGUACCUAUAGGUAAUAUUCAGGAUCGCCUGGAGCUCCGACAAAAAUUAAACUGCAAGCCCUUUAAAUGGUUUCUAGAAAAUGUGUAUCCUGAACUUAAAGUUCCUACUAAAGUUACUUCCCCUCAUGGGUCAAUCCGCCAAGGAUCCUUAUGCCUUGAUACUCUUGGGCAUAGGACUGGUGAAACAGUUGGAUUGUAUUCAUGUCAUGGAGGUGGAGGAAAUCAAGAAUGGUCUUUCACUAAAGACCAUCAAAUCCGCCAUGAACAUGUUUGCUUGACUUUAACAAAAACAAAAAUAGCCUCUUCAGUGACAUUAAGAACAUGCAAAGGUGAUACUUCUCAGAAAUGGCUCCGAAUAAGUAACAACCAUACUAUUAAACAUAUUAUGUAUAACCUUUGCUUGGAUAGUAGAAAUCAUUUAACUAAAGGAAUUAUUGCUGUGAGAUGCGAUGGUAAAGCUAAGAGUCAGCAGUGGGUGUUCUUUAACUCUGAAGAAGUAUAG